AUGUCUGAUCUGCCGCAUGUGUCAAGUAGCGAACUUUGGAAGGACCCAGAUUGCGCCAAGCCAAGACCAACCGUCGAACUCCACACACCAAACACUGAUCGCCAGCCAAACCACGGCCAACAUCUGCCCUAUCAGGACUCAGAAGCGUCGGCUUCUGGAGAACAACCCAGCAACACGCCAAAAGCUAUCCGCUUUUCAUCUGUGAGGGGAUCCGAAGUCCAGGGCAAACACACCUUUCUGAAUGAAACUCCAAAGCCAUUGAAAAGUACAACUACAGAACCACAAUCAGAAUUCGGCCUGGCGAUCGCCUACAACGGGCCCUGCAUUGCAAACAUCGGAAUCUCGCCUGGUGACAAACCCUCCUAUUAA
Molecule: messenger RNA, 369 nt
Organism: Paracoccidioides lutzii Pb01
Exons: 3
Coding region: 1-369 (122 amino acids)
Source: RefSeq, a predicted model, not a curated record